Messenger RNA from Polistes dominula (European paper wasp), 8558 nucleotides. RefSeq names its product small subunit processome component 20 homolog. Gene Ontology annotation, cellular component: 90S preribosome; small-subunit processome; nucleolus. Lineage: Eukaryota; Metazoa; Arthropoda; Insecta; Hymenoptera; Vespidae. The record is from RefSeq and is a predicted model, not a curated record.
UGCUUCCGGCUGUGUUUUCAACGUGAUAAACUCGUUGUAUCUCGUGGUUUGUACCACGUGUUCCAUUUGUAAUAUUACUUGUAUAAAUAAACUUGUUAAUUAGGUGCAAAUUUGGAAUACUAUAUCAAAAUGAAGAAUAAGCCGUUGCGACACAAGGAAAAAAAUACUUUUCAGUUUAAAAAAUUUUCCGAACGGGUAAAUGAAAUAGACAUUGAUAUUUUUCAUCGCGUUGUACACAAAAAUGAGGAAGAUGACGACGAGGAGAUUGAAACGUAUUUUCAUGAAACAUUGAAAAAAUGGAAUUUUCUAAAUUUAACAGAGGGUUAUUGUAGCUUUAAAAGACAAGUACAUGACAUUGUUACUCUUCCUCAAUUGUUAAAUAAGAAGCAGUUUGUAGUUGAUUUACUUUUGGAAUAUCUAAGAAAGCAAGAUGUUUUAUUUUUGCAACCUAUACUUGAGUUGGUAGUAGCUUUAGCAAAAGAUCUACAAAAAGAUUUUUACGAGUAUUUUUCAGAAUUCUUAAAUGUCAUAGUCAGUUUAUUGAAAACAAAAAACUCCGAACAAAUAGAAUAUGCAUUCGUAGCUCUUGCCUAUUUAUUCAAAUUUCUAUGGCGAUAUUUAGUGAAAAAUGUGAAAACCGUUUUGGAUUUAUUGUUGCCACUUUUCAAUGAUACACAACCAUAUUAUAUUAACAAUUUUGCUGCUGAAAGUUUUGCAUUUGUCGUACGAAAAGUUAAAGACAAGGAAGAAUUUAUCAAAUUGUUGUUGAAACUUAUGGAGAAUAAUGAACGUGGUGCUAUUGGCUGUGGAAAAUUAAUGUUCGAAGUUAUAUCUGGGACGCCAGGUCAAUUUCAUUCUUGUGCAGAACAAAUGCUAUUGAUUUACUUUCAUUCUCUAAAAGAUGAAUCUAUAAACCAAGAUCUCGCAUAUACAAUUGUAAAACAAGUGGUUAGUUGUAUUCUAGAGAAUAUACAUUAUACCAAAUGCGAUGUACUUUGGAACACUUUUCUUAAAAUGUUAGACACAACAACCAAGGAUGUUGUUUUAUUGGGAAGAAAAAAUCACCUAGAGCUUAUUUUAUGUCUCAUAAAUAUUGCUCUCAAGUAUAAAAAUGGAAGAUUCCUCAACAAUUCUGCACCUUUGAUUAAAAAACUGAUGAUUAUGAUGGACGAUUUUCAAAUAAAUAAUGUUUUAUCAGAGAUAAUCAAUGCGCUAAUAAAUAUUCUUCUAUCUGACAUUAAAUUGACUCAAGAAACCUCUUGUAAUAUACUUGUUAAAAUAAUGUCUAUAAAUAAUGUCGAAUUAUUAUACAUUUCUAUUGAAAAAUUGAUACAUUAUUCGUCAUUCGAGUCUCUGGUAUUACCACAUUUGUUUAAACGAUGUAAUACCAUUGGAAUACAAUCUGAAGAAGUAAAGUUACUGGGUAAAAUAAUAAAACAAAAAGCACCUCCUUGCCUUUGGGGUCUAACGUUGAACAAAUGGAAGAAAUUCAACCUAGAUAUUAAAAAUAUGUCGGAGGAAAGCAUAGAUUAUUUCUUGACAGAAUUGAACGGCCUAACGAAUUCUACGUCAUUAGAUGUUUUUUGGAUAAUAAUGAUCGUACCACAUUUUACAUUUCUUCCCGAGGAUGUUAAAGGUUCGAUAAGGAAACAAUUUCUAAUAGUUUACAAUGAAAUACUGCAUUACGAAAAUACGGAAAAUUCGGCAAAUAAUAUGAAACUUAAGAGGAUUAAUUUUAUAUUUUUGUUGUUGCUCGAUACAAUGAUUCAUAUUUCGGAAAAAGAUGAAUUUGAUGCAUUUACCAAAACGCACGAUAUACGGAUAAUGAACGUGUUAGAAAAACACAGCGAUGAUCCUUUCAUUCUCAAUGCGGUAGAUCUCUAUUUAACAUUUUUUUACAAUGGAUCACAGUACCACCACGACAAAUUGUUCAAUCAAGUAUUUUUUGAUACGUUACACAGUUGCAUAGUGAAAAAGUUAAAUUCGCCUAUUCAUUUAAUUCGUUUGGUCGUAACACAUAUAUAUUCAUUAUUUGCUAACGUCGAAGGUAUAAUGUUAUCUAAAGAAAGUAUUGAUAAAAAUCCUCUGGAUCUGAUUUAUUUAGCUGAAAGUGUGCCACCGACGAUACAAAAAUAUCGAGAUAAGUUGUUACAUUUACAGAGUUUAACGUUUGACAAUAAUGCUAUAACUAAUUUAGACCCAAAGUAUUAUGAAAUUCCUCUUAGAUAUUUAUUAGGCAAUUUGUAUAUUAAUUUUUCAUUAUUAUGGGAUCCGGUAAAUAAUAUAAUAGCAAGCUACGCCACCAAAGCUUGUACUCAAUUUUGGCCAGUAUUUCUUUCCGAAUUAAAAGAUGCAAGUGAAACUAAUAAGAUGUAUCAGGAUAUAUAUCGAUGUGACAUUAUUGAAAGUUUGAAGUUAGAAAUAUAUAAAGUAGAUGAUAAACCAGAUAAUAAUAAUUAUCAAAUUCUUCUUUGGAAGUGCAUGUCUAAUUUUGUUAACUAUUGUGAAAUGAAAAAUAGAGAUUUAACUAGUAUUUUUAUCGAAUUUGUAAAUAUGAACUUUUUCAAAUUGAAUUCCGAAGAUGCUAAAGUUUGUAGCAUUAAGAAAUAUGACAAUGCAUCUAAUACAAAUGAUAACAUGAACGAGGAAGAUGAUAACGACGAUGACAAAGAUGAUGACAAGGACGAUGAAGCAACCGAAAAAGACGUGUCUGUAAAAGUAGACAAUACUAAAUUACCUGCACAAGAUAGAAUAUACAAAGUAAAAUUAUUACUCGCGCAAAUGGAGAUAUACGGAAACAUGAGCAAUCCUAAUGUAUUGUAUAGGGAAGUAGAAAUGCAUAAAAUAUAUUUGGAUUUGCUUUCUUCGAAAAAUCCGGAAAUACAAAAGGCCGCUUUAAAUUGCCUUUGCACAUACAAGUAUAAAUAUCUUUUACCGUACAAAGAUCAUUUGUUUAAUUUAAUUAGCGAAAAGAAUUUUAAAAAUGAACUCGCACGUUUUAACGUCGACACGGAAAGCAAAUUUAUAUUGGACGAAGAUCGCGACGGUCUUAUGCCUGUAUUGAUGAGAAUAGUUUAUGCAAAAAUGAUCAUGAAAACUGGAAUGCGAACUGGUGGUAAGGCUGGUGGAUUUUUAAAGCGUAAAAUAAUAUUGCGUUUUCUUGCUGGCUCUCGAGAAGAUGAAAUGAUCAUGUUCGUUGAAAUGGCCUUUAAACCUUUUCGCAGAUAUUUAUCAUUUUCUACAAACGCGAAUGUCGAUUUAAAUGUAUUAAUGGAGAAUAUCGUAGAUACUAUUGAUCUAAAUAACGUCAUUCCACCAAAACGUUUACAGAGUGCUGUGAAUUUAUUAGGAAUUAUGAUUGAACAAUUUGGAGCGAAAAUGACGAGUAAACUUUUACCCUAUUUACUUGGUAUACUGAUGUGCAUUAGUGCUAAAGUCAAAGGAAUUUUACAAAGAUCGGAUCAAGUUCACUCUGGUUAUUUAUCGAGCAUCAAAACUAUUAAAACUAGUUGUAUCGCUAUAAUGGCAAGAUUCUUUUCUCAUUUUGAAGAUUAUCAAUGGAAAAAGCACGAAUUAGAUGCCGUUUUAAAUGUCAUAGUAUUUCCUUGGUUGGAAAAAUUACCCGUGGAAGGAAUUCAUAGUCCUACAGCUUUGUUAAAAUUAUUUAUAUCUUGGAGUCAAAAUUCUCGUUAUUAUCCACUGUUCGUAAGACAUCAGGAGAACAAUAUUGAUAUUACGGUUCUUCCAUACGUUAUGAAACUUUUAUUGGGAACGAAAACGCAUCCCUCCGUAAUUAAUGCAAUUUUGGAAAUGAUUGAAAAAAUGCUAACAAUGGAGGAUUACGGUAAAAGGAAUUCAGAUCCGGAUCGUAUGGAUGUAGAUACGCCUGUUCAACCAUUAGAGUCUGUCCUUACAAAUUUACUCCCUUUGAAUGAUAAACUUUUAUCGGAGGGUAUUAAUUAUGGAUCCGUUAUUUUACUUCCACACGUUGAUGAUAUUUUAGAAUACAUGAAGAAAAAGCUGAACAACUUUAACAGAGGUAUGAACAAAACUGAAUUAACUAUUCUAUCGCGUAUUUCUGAGUUUGCAAAAGAUCCCGAUACGUGUGAUACAUUAUUGCUACUUAUUUUACCAAUAUUAAUCAAAAAAGCGGCAAUGUGUGAAAGUGAAGACAUUAUUAUAGAAUUUCUAACGACCGUUACGAAUCUCAUAAAACACGUGAAAUCACCGGAAAUUCAUGUUAGAGCUCUCGCACCCCUACUUGCUACGAUAUCAUCGGUACCUGCUCGCAAACUUUUAAUACAAUUGUACGACAUUAUUGCUGCAAGAUCUGCCAAGGAAAAUCAACCAUUGAUCAAACUAAAUUAUAACUUAUUAUUGGGACUCAAUGCGUGGGAUCGCAAAUGGAUUGAACAACCUGACUUUCAAAAACGACUGGACACCUUUAGCAAUAUUAAUCAUUUAAUCGAGUCGAAUGAGAUGACUUUAAAUUGUGGCGUGUCUAUUAUUUACAAUUGUUACUACUUUUUAAAACAUGAUUCGGAUUUAGCCAUUAAAGAUUAUGCUGGUCAGUGCCUUAAGACUAUUGGUCCUAAUUUGGCAAGAAAAUACAAAGAUAAUCCACCAGAUAGACGUUAUUUAAUGGACGAAACAAUUUUACAACUUAUAAAGAAAGGAAUAAACAGUAAGUCCGAGGUGUUGUGCUUCCAAUCGAUCAGCUUUUUAGGACACAUGUCGUUAGAAUGUCCCGAAGUACAUUCUAUUUUACGCGACUUAUCAGUGUUGUGCAAUAAAGCAGAUCCCGAAGUAGACUUUUUCGAAAACAUGCAACAUUUGCAAAUGCAUAGAAGAGCUCGCGCAUUGUUGAAAUUCUGUAACGUAUCUAAGACGUUGACCAAACGACCAAAUCCAAAAACGCUCACGCAAUUUAUUCUUCCACUUGCUUCAACCUAUUUGUGUAACGAAACUUACUUAAAUAAAAACAACAUGAUAGAUGCAGCUAUUGAAACAGUUGGUACCGUUUGCAAACUUCUACCUUGGUAUCAUUACGAAAUCAUAUUGAAAUAUUAUUUAAAUGCAUUGAAAAAAAAUGUUCAAUUUCAAAAACAAGUUAUUCGAUUAAUUGUCACAAUACUGGAUUCUUUUCAUUACGAUCUUUCGAAAUACAAAUCUUUGGAGAAAAUUUCCCAAAAGGAAUCAACCUUGUCUACCGAUGAAAAUGAACUGAAUGAUAAUGAAAAUGAAAAUGAAAAUGAAAAUGAAAAUGAAAAUGAAGAAGACACGGAAGAAAAACUGGACAUGGAAUUGAAUAAUGAAAAUAUUCCUGAUAUAGAAGACAACGAUGAAAAACUGCAACAGGCAGAUUUGCCAUUAUUGCAAAGACAAAUAAUUUUAUCGCAAUAUGGAGCAAAACGAGUUAUAUUUAGUAUAUCAAAAAGAUUAUUACCACAAUUGUAUCGUUCUAUCACAGCAAGGACUCAUCAAGAUAGUACGCACAAGAUUAAUAAGAGAAAAGUAAUAGCCGAUACCGAGGAAGAGGAUUUAUCGAGAGUUCCUAUUGCAUUGGCAUUAGUUAAGUUAUUGCAAAAGCUUCCAGAAGAUAUUUUGGAGUCCCAUCUGCCGGGCAUCUUCAUGAAGCUCUGUACUUACUUGAAAUCUCGCCUAGAAUCUGUAAGAAGAAUUACUCGUGAAGUGUUGCAAAACAUAAUGAUUACUUUAGGACCAAAGUAUCUUCAUCAUCUUUUAAAAGAAUUAAAUAGUCUUUUAACAAAAGGUUUCCAAGUUCACGUUCUCGCGUAUACGAUUCAGUCUGUAUUAACUGUUUUGAAGCCACAAUUUACGAAAUUUGAUAUCAAUAGAAACUUGCAGAGUAUUUUAUCGGUUUGUGAAAUCGAUCUGUUCGGAUUAACUGCCGAAGAAAAGGAAGUAAUUGGUAUUACCAAACAUAUUUCAGAAGCUAAAGCAACGAAAAGUUAUGACAUAUUUCACAUAUUGGCAGAAUGUAUAACAGAAACUUGCUUGAUCGAUUUGAUAAUGCCAUUAAAAAAUGUUCUCGUAAGAACGCAUUCGCAUAAGAUGUUGCAAAAGGUUGUGGAAUGUUUGAAAAAUGUUUCCCUUGGUUUAGCAGAUAAUACUUUUAUACCGUUGGACAAAAUGCUUAUAUUUUUGUACGGAGUUGUGUCGGAAAGUAUUCCAGAAUUAUUGGCAAAAAGGAAACAAGAAAAAUUAACGGAAAAACAAGCAGAAGUAUUGCAGAGGCAAAAGCCAGAUUGUUUGUUAAUACCUGCUGAACCAAAAAAUAGAAUGGGAAUAAAAGCCGCGUCGAAAACAACAUCGAAUACGAAUUGUCACGUGAUGAUUGAAUUUGGUUUAAAGUUGUAUCAUAUAUUUCUAAAAAGAGAUAAAAUAUCCGAUGAGGAAUUUAAGCCCUAUUUGGAGCCCCUUGUAUCGGUUUUAAGUAACUGUUUGAAGUCCCAACACGUUAAAUUGUGCACUCUAACGUUGCAAUGCUUAAAUUGGAUACUUAAGAUGGAUUUAGUAUCUGUUCGCGAAUCAGUAAGUGACAUUUGUUCUUGCAUCUUCGACAUUUUACACAAGUAUGCAGCAGCUGGUUUAAGCAAGGGAGAUAAUUUUGAUCUCGUAAUGGCAGCUUUCAAAUGCAUGUCAGUACUAGUUCGCGAUGUGAAGCAUUUUACAAUUAAUGCUGAACAAUUAAAGAUUUUGCUUUUAUACGCCGAACAAGAUCUGCACGAUAGCGAUAAACAAGCAACAGCCUAUGGAUUGCUAAAAGCUAUAAUCAAAAGAAAGUUGACAGCACCGGAAAUGGAUGAAAUUAUGAAAAAAGUAGCUACAUUGAGUAUCACAUCGGAAUUGGAACAUGUCAGAUUACAAUCGAGAACCGUAUUUUACUCCUAUCUCAUGGAAUAUCCUCUUAAGAAACGUCUCGACAAUCACAUAACAUUUUAUUUAUUACAAUUGGAAUACGAAAUGCAAUACGGUCGUAUCAGUGCGUUAGAAAUGAUUCAUAGCAUUAUUACAGGAUUUCCAUUGAAAUCGCUUAUUAAAUACUCAGGACUGAUAUUUUUGAAUACUGGUGCCAGAUUGGUAAACGAUGACGAUCCAGUAUGUCGAAAACUCUGUGCAAAGUGCAUUAAGGAAAUGUUAAAACGACUAGGUCACAACGAGAAAGAUAAACUGUUUGAUAUUGUAUUUGUCUGGCUGAAAGACUCUCAAAUGAUUCAUCGAAGAUUAGCUGUACAGUUAUGUGGUAUAUUUGUCGAGGUUGAAAAGGCAAAUUUUGAGUCACGCCUCGUAAAUAUUUUAUCUAUUUUAUUACAACAGUUUAACGAAAAUAUUUAUGAGCUCAAUAAAAUACAACCUGGUUAUUUUGUAAGAUUACAUUCGGAAGAAAAAACAAAUAAAAAGCUUCGGAAAAAUUCCAAUAUAAAAGAUCCAGAACGAUUAAAGGAUCAUCACUUGUAUCAAGUGUUGCAAUUAUUAUUGAAAUUGUCGGCUUAUUGUCCAGGUUUUCUAAAAAAUAGAAAAUACGAUCGAGAAAUAUCAUCUUUUGCCGAGUACAGUCAAUCAUUGUUGGCACAUCCACAUUUGUGGGUUCGUUUAGGAGCCGCGCAGUUGAUCGGUUUUGUACUCUCUGUUCUCGAUGUGGACAAAAUUGUAGAACUUUUGCAAAAUCCCGAUAAACACUCGACAAUAGAUAGUUAUAUUUAUUCUAAUCCAGUCGAUACGUUAAGGAGUUUAUCUUUGGAUUUGAUUGCGCAACUUCAACCAGAUACGACGUUUGAAGAACUAUCCGAUCAAGUAAUUAAAAACUUAAUCUUUAUUGCAAAGAUUUUGAAAUCACUUAAGAAUUCAGAAAACAACGACAACAAUAAGGGUAAAGAUGAUAACAUCCUGUCUCUUAAUUGGCUAAUGAGAAGAUUGAGAAAGAGUUUAAAUAUAGAAAUAGUUCAAGCACCUAAAUCGAUAUCGGUGAGAAGUGCAGUAUUCAAAUGGAUUGCCGGUGUAGUGGUUACUAUACCAAUCGAACAAUUGAAUGGAAUUCUUUUUAAUUUAAUGUCUCCGUUGGUAAGAGAAAUGUCAACGAUCGAAGAAUCGAAUGCUCCUUUGCGUCAAUUGGCAAAGGAGGUAGCCAACACGAUUAAAAAACAAAUAGGUGUCGAAGAAUAUGCGAGAUUGCUCAGUAACGUGCAACAAAAGCUAAAUAGUAAGAAAACAGAACGGCGAAAGAUACGGAAGCAACAGUUUGUGACGGACCCGGAAUUAGCGGCGAAACGUAAAAUUGCGAGACAACAGAAAAAGAAAGAAAGUAAAAAGAGAAAGUUAGAUAACGCAAGAGGUAAAAAUAUUUCCAGGAAACGGCCGAAGAAAGAAAUCGAUUUGGAUAAUUUUUAAUUAUCACGUUAAUGUAUUAGGUGUACAUCGAUUACCAAUUGAUACACCUUCUCGUCGUCUAUUGUAUAUUCUUGUUUUUUUGAUUUUUUUGAUUUUUUUAAUUUCAUUUUGUAAAUAUGUAACAUAUUUAUCUAAAGCAGUAAAUA